This is a messenger RNA of Onychostoma macrolepis, 4929 nucleotides long. It is a transcript of the gene adam17a, whose product is annotated as ADAM metallopeptidase domain 17a. NCBI's taxonomy places the organism in Eukaryota, Metazoa, Chordata, Actinopteri, Cypriniformes, Cyprinidae. Gene Ontology annotation, cellular component: plasma membrane. Bases 282 to 2831 code for a protein of 849 amino acids. Gene Ontology annotation, biological process: membrane protein ectodomain proteolysis; Notch signaling pathway. The transcript is spliced from 20 exons. Gene Ontology annotation, molecular function: metalloendopeptidase activity. The record is from RefSeq and is a predicted model, not a curated record.
UCGGCGGAGUUCCUCCUUAGAUUGUUAUCGCAGUGUGAGAACGGCUGUGGCUGUGGCUGUGGCUGUUCGCGGUGUAUUGUCUCGUAUUUAUGGACAUUCAGCGGGAUCCCAUCCUGUGAAUUUUGAUAUUUAAAGCCCUCUGUCAUCGUCGUGUUUAAUAAGCGUAGCAGCGAAGUAGUCGUGAAUGUUGGUAAAUAACGGACAGUAACGUUAGAUGUUGACAGCUGCGGAUUUCAUAUCCAGACAUGGUGCUUUGACAGAAGUGAUGCUUCAUCGCCAGUAUGGAGUCUUUGAUAUUUUAUUUAGUGUUAUUAGCUCCACUUUUUAUCCAUUGUGCGGUGAAACCAGCAUCUGUUGAAGAAGACCUGAGAAAUCAGGAAGAGGUACAAGAGUUUGAUGAGCUCAGCUCCAUACUGUCAGACUUUGAAGUGGUGCCUGCAUCAGAUCUCCAGCUUCACUCGGUCAGGAAGAGGGACGUUGAUGCCCGAUCACAUGUGGAGCGGCUGGUCAGCUUCACAGCACUCCAGAGGCACUUCAAGCUGUACUUGACAACCAACACAGACAUUUUCACUGACAAUUUCAAGGCUGUAUUCUUAGACAAGAAUGGAAAAGAGGACCAAUUUGACAUUCAGCUACAGAAUUACUAUAAAGGACACGUAGUGGGAGAGGAGCACUCGCGUGUGCAGGCACACAUAGACGGGGAGGAGUUUUCAGCCCACAUUCUUACUGAAGAGGCUGAAUAUAAUGUAGAGCCCUUGUGGCGGUUUACAGAGUCGCCCUCCGAUGGCCGUUUGCUGGUGUACCGUUCAGAGGACAUUAAAAAUAUCAGUCGACUGUCCUCACCCAAAGUGUGUGGAUAUGUGAACGCUGACGCUCAGGAGCUCCUGCCAGAAGAGGCGAGAGCAGCAGGACAGAAGAAACAGGAGGAGGAGCCUCACAACAUAGAGAGAAGAUCUGCACACGACCACAAGAAGAACACCUGUCCGCUGCUGUUAGUGGCAGAUCAUCGCUUCUACAAGCACAUGGGCCGUGGAGAGGAGAGCACCACCCUCAACUACUUGAUUGAGUUGAUAGACAGAGUGGAUGAUAUAUACAGAAACACAUCCUGGGAUGAAGAUUUUAAAGGCUACGGUGUGCAGAUUCAACAGAUAAUCAUAAACAAGGAGCCCACAAAAGUUGUCCACGGAGAGAUUCAUUACAACAUGGAUGGCAGCCCAUUUGGAAGAAAGGACGGUGUGUGGGAUGUGAAGAAGCUUCUAGAACAAUUCAGUUAUGACAUUGCAGACAACGCCUCUACUGUUUGCCUUGCCCAUCUCUUCACCUAUCAGGACUUCGAUGAUGGCACUCUGGGUCUGGCAUACGUGGCUCCUUCCAAACAGGGAUUGGGAGGACUCUGCCCUAAACCCUACUAUCCAUCACAAAGCGUCAGGAAACCCAGCUACCUAAACACAGGCUUGACAAGCACCAUGAAUUAUGGGAAAACUAUUCUGACUAAGGAAGCAGAUCUUGUAACAACUCAUGAACUCGGGCACAACUUUGGAGCAGAACACGAUCCAGACAACAUACCUGCCUGUGCGCCCAGCGACGACCACGGUGGCAAAUAUGUCAUGUACCCAAUUGCAGUCAGCGGAGAUCACGUCAACAACAAGCGCUUCUCCAACUGUAGCAAGUUCUCUGUCAGUAGGACGUUAAAGGUCAAGGCCCAUCAGUGCUUUAAGGAGAGGAGCAGUAAGCUGUGUGGGAACUCCCGUGUGGAGGAGGAUGAAGACUGUGACCCUGGACUCCUUCAUCUCAAUGAUGACCCCUGCUGCACAGCUAAGUGCAAAUUCAAGAAGCAGGCACAAUGCAGUGACAGGAACAGCCCCUGCUGCAAGAACUGUAAGUUUGAAAGUACAGAUAAGAUCUGUCAGGAGACCAUCACCGCCACCUGCAAGGGCACGUCAAGGUGCACAGGCAACAGCAGUGAGUGCCCCACCCCUGGUAACCUGGCUGAUGAUACGGAGUGUGUGGACAAGGGCCGAUGUCAGAAGGGCGAGUGCAUGCCUUUCUGUGAGGCCAUACAUAAUCUUGAGUCCUGUGCCUGCAAUGAGACUGAGAACUCGUGUAAAGUGUGCUGUAGAAGCAGUAGCGGGCUGUGCACUCCCUUUGACAGUGAUGGGUCAUUUAUUUACCUGCGCAAGGGCAAACCCUGUACCGUUGGCUUCUGUGACGGAGCAGGUAAAUGCAUGAAGCACGUCCAAGAUGUCAUCGAACGUUUAUGGGACUUCAUUGACAAACUGGACAUCAACACAUUUGGGAAGUUCUUGGCUGACAACAUAGUUGGAUCAGUGGUGGUCUUCUCUCUCCUCUUCUGGAUUCCCCUAAGCAUACUGGUGCACUGUGUGGACAAGAAACUGGAUCAGCAAUAUGAGGAAAACUCCAAAACCAUGAUGUACCCUAGUCAGAUGGUGGUGGAGGUGUGUAGUAGAGCUCUCAACUCAGAGCGCAGCCGCAGAGAUGAUGAGCGGUCUGGAAUCGGCGCCCAUCCGCUUUGUGAAGGCCCCUCAUCUGCAUUCAGCGGCAGCGCAACCUCAGCCCUCGCUAGGCCCCACAGGCCUGGCACAGGAGACGCUCGCCGGCCCAGACCCUGCCAACCUCUCCGCCGCACUCAAAGCGGAUCCGCUGCGAAUGGCCACAAUCGAGGAGGACUCCAACGGAGACUCCUCUCACCUGGACGAGGAGGCCGGCUUCCGUCAAAGCGGCACAGCUGCCAGGUCCUUCGAGGACCUCACCGGACAGUCAACGCCAUCCCACGGGGACAAGAGACGGCUGACGAGACAGGCACGCAUUGACAGUAAGGAGACGGAGUGCUGAGACUGACACUGGCAUGAGUCAAAAAUGACUUGAGCUGUGAGGAUUAGGGUGCAAUCAGGCUUCAUUUUGUUGGUGCAUUUAAAAGUGUACGUGAUGUGUAAACUGCUGACACAUUUUGGUUGGUUCUUAGAAAUUGUGUAGCAUUCCUUUAAUGCACAGUUGUAGUUGUUAAAAAUAGAGUGCUACUUAAAAGCAUGUCAGAAACUGCCAAGAGAAAAUGACUUUGCAUUUGGUCAAUUCAAAAAUUAAAGGAAGAAAUUCAAUACAGCUUUGGACAGCAUCUUUGGCUGUGAAAUAUGACUCAGCAGUUUCAGAAGCCAGCAAAAAGACAAAAGUCUAUGUGUUUAAAUGGAUAGUUUAUCCAAAAAUUUUAAUUGUUAUUUUUUACUCACCCUGAUGCCGUUCCAAACCUGUAUGACUUGACUUUCUUUUGUGGAAACACAGAUGCAUGGAAGUCAGAGGGGUCAAAUAUUCUUUUGGACCCCAGUGACUUUUAUUGUAUGGACAGAAACAGUAGCAACAGUGUUCAUAAUAUCUUCUUCUUAUGUUCCAAUUGAGAAAGUAAGUAAUACAGUUUUGAAAAACACAAGGUUGUGUAAAUGAUGACGGAAGUUUCAUUUUAGCGUGAACCAUUCCUUUAAUCGUUUUACAUUAGCCCUAUAUAUGGCUGUUGUUUCUCUUUUUUUUUUUUUUUUUAUAAACCGAAGUACAAAUCAAAAUAAUGUUUUGUGGUAACUGACAAUCACAGGUGCUGUCCUUAGAUCUUAAAGGGACAGUUCACCUUAAUAUGAAAAUGAUGCUAUCAUUUUUCUCACCUUCAUGACGUUUCAAACCCAAAAAUCACAAAUGAAGAUGUUUUUAAUAAAACCUGAGAGAGAUCUGUCCGUCAUUUAAAAUUAAUUCUGCCAAAACUCACACUUCAAAAUGUUCAUAAAGACACUGUAAAUCUAUAUGAAUCAAAUAUAAUUUAAUCCAGGUCUUCCGAAGAGAUACAAUCACUUUAUAUUUGCUUUCUAUUUACCAGAAAUGAUCAACUUUACACGCUUUGUGUGUUGAUCAAUGUAUAGAAGAGAACAAAAUCCAGCAUUAAAUCUGUUCAUCAUGUAAAGCGUUGAUUAUAAUGUAUUCAUGAUUUUUUUCAAGUAUGAAAGUUUUGGGAGAAUGGACUUUUGAUUGGAGAGAAUGCAGGUUUCGAAGAUGAUUAAAAGACUUCUGGGUUUGGAAUGACAUGACGGUGAGUAAAUGAUGACAGAAUUUUCAUUUUUGGUAAACUGUCCCUUUAACUUAUAUUUAAUAUUCUUUUAAUACAGUCAGUAUGUGCCUUGUAACACGUCCAGUAGUGUAAAAUUUUUGUAUUUUUAUUCAUGUAUACCUCAUUAAGAACAUGAGCAGCAGGACUACUGCAUGACUCUAUACUUUUAAUAUUACACUGGUCGACUUGCUGAGAAGAUUCAAGCUAUGCAUGUCCUAUGCCAUAUGUUUAUGAAUUAAAUGUCAUACGUGUUUGGAAAAUGUAAGAAGAGAUGCAAUUUAUAAUGAGUUUUAUUUUACGUGUUCUUAAGGCUUAAAGAUAGAAAUUGCACUUCAUUUUUUUGCGUCAAGGUUUGUUCAGUUUAAUUUGUACUACUAUAUACUCUAUAGCAUCUCAUGUCAUUUUAAUAUAGCAGUAUGAAUAUGUGAAACACUGAUUACAGAGCCGAGGGAUGUGCAUAUUUCAUAGAUUUUCUCUUUUUGUCACUAAAACCGUUGUAUAGACGUGACCAAAAUCAAUCGAUAUAGUAUUCCCCCACUGUGAAAUAUCUGACUUUAACUAUUACAGUCGAAUUUUAAGAUCUUGUAAAGUUUUAAUGUGCCAUAAUAAGUCAAAUGACUAAAUAUAUAUUUUGUAUUGUUUCUUACUUUCCUGUAUAUCAAAUCAGAAGUAAUUAAAACAUCUCACUUGGAUGUAGACAGCUGUAUCUGAUCUCAUUCUGCUAUCAUUCAGUGUGUGUGUUUUUGAUGCUUGGUUAUGUCACAUUUAUUUAACAUGUAUUCUUGGGGUUUGAAGCCACAUGAAUAAACUGCCUCUACACUGAA